Tetrapisispora phaffii CBS 4417 is the source of this 2295-nucleotide messenger RNA. RefSeq names its product arrestin family protein. The transcript has a single exon. Bases 1 to 2295 code for a protein of 764 amino acids. NCBI's taxonomy places the organism in Eukaryota, Fungi, Ascomycota, Saccharomycetes, Saccharomycetales, Saccharomycetaceae. Gene Ontology annotation, molecular function: protein-macromolecule adaptor activity; ubiquitin protein ligase binding. The record is from RefSeq and is a predicted model, not a curated record. Gene Ontology annotation, biological process: ubiquitin-dependent endocytosis. Gene Ontology annotation, cellular component: cytosol; plasma membrane; cytoplasm.
AUGUUUUCUGCAUACACCAAAUCUAGUUCGAAGGCACCUUUAUUAUUUGAUAUUCGUUUGAAUAGUAUUGAUAAUUCAGUAAAUAGUAAUGGAGUUAUCGUCAUCAAUGGUAUUCCAGAAAAUGCUCCUUCAAUUUUUUUGUCAGGAACAAUAGUAUUUUCGAUAUGUGAACCAGUAUAUAUUAAAGGGGUUCAUUUAAGUUUAGAAGGUAAAUUAAGAUUAAAUAUACCAAAUUUAAAAUUACCAGCAACGUCAUCUGCUACAGAUAGCACUUCAAAAGUAUUCAGAUAUAGCAAGUUUGAAAAGAGAAUUUAUACGCAUAAUUGGGAUAAUAUUAAUAUUCAAAAUUAUUUUCAAAAUUUGUAUAGUAAUUAUGGGAAUAAAAAUUAUAGUAUUUCAAGCCCAAAAGAAGAUCUUAAAAACAGUACAAAACCAAGAAGUCGAUCAAAUGCAUCCCUAGCAUCAUUAACAACUACAUCCAGUGGGAGUAACUACUGUACGUUAUUACCUGGUAACUACGAAUUUCCAUUCAGUGCCAUUUUACCUGGCUCAUUAACUGAAAGUGUUGAAGGCUUUCCAAACGGUUGUGUUAGGUAUAGUCUGCGUGCAUCUAUUGAAAGGGGCAGAGGCGAGAAUGAUCUUAUAUGUGAGAAAAAUAUUAGAAUAGUGAGAACGUUGUCUCCUGAUGUGGUUGAAUUGUCAGAAACAGUGUUUGUGCAAAAUGAAUGGCCAAAAAAAAUAGAAUAUGAUAUUUCGGUAAGAUCAAAAGCAAUCGCUAUAGGUUCAACAAUUCCAAUUAAAUUCCACAUGAUCCCAAUACUGAAAGGUUUAAAAUUAGGUCCCAUUCGUAUAUCUUUGAUAGAAUCAUCUCAAUACUGUGGAUCUCAAGGGAUUGUGAUACAUCAAGAAAGAAUAAUCAAAAAAUUAAAAAUCAAAGAUCCUUUAGGUCAUGUUAACAUAUAUCAUAAAAAGACGCAAGGAAAAGAAUUGACUGAAUCUGAGUUGCUGAAUGAGCAGACCGAGUUUCAAGAUUUUUGGGAUAUUGAUACAGAUUUUACAAUCCCACCAAGUUUAUCUCAAUGUACACAAGACUGUAAUAUUUUGAGCAACAUUAAGAUUCGUCACAAAUUUAAAGUAAAUAUAUCCUUAAUGAAUCCGGAUGGUCACAUCUCAGAAUUGAGAGCUUCAGUUCCAAUACAACUGUAUAUUUCGACAUUUUUACCACUAGGGAUUAAUAGAAAAGAAAUAAAUGAACCUGGGCAUAUUGUCGUUGAUGGUAUAAAAGCAACUGAUAAUUUAAAGAGUAACCCAUUAAAAGUUAAAAAUUCAAAUAUAGUGGAUGAUGAUACAAUAUUUGGUUCUAACGAACAAGAAAUUCUAACCCCAAAUAAUGAAAUAUGUGAUACCCUGUACUCAGAAACCUCAUCUUCUUCUCAACAAAAUAUCUCAUCACUAAUGGCCCCACCAAAAUAUGAAAAACAUAAAAAGAGUUUCAGUAUUGAUAGUUCUAUGUCUUCUCCAUUAAUUGAGGAACAUAAUUUUUCAAGUAACCCCACAGAAAGUUUCUUGCUUUUGUCAGAUGAAUCUCAUUUGGAACAACUGAAUUACCGAUUAGAGAUGCUACAUAUGGAAAGAGAAAAAUCGGUUACAUCCUUAAACUCUAAAUUCAACCCAUUUAAAAGUAUCAAUAUGUCAGGAAUUGAUGUAGAAAUUAAGACUCCUGAAGUAUUUAUUACGAAGGGAGAUGAUAAUUAUUUUGACAACAAUAUGACACACGCAUCGAUAUUCUCUGGUAUGUCAAGAAAUAGCUCUUUUGUUACGCAGUCCUCUACCCCAAGAAAGGACUGGGAUAAUAACACCUUGAGUAGAGUUCCCUCUUACGAUAAAGCAAUGAAGCUUCAUAGUAGCACCGUAGAUGACCUCCCACCUUUAUAUCCAGAUGAAACUGUGUUGACAGAACCAUCAAUAAUAAAUUUAGAAAAACCACAAGGUGUACGUCAUAGAGGUUUGUCAACAUCAUCUACAAAUAGUACUUCAAGGAGUGGUGUUUUUAAAGGAAUAAUGAGUAAAAGUAAUAAUAGUUCCUCUUCAUCUUUGAAUAGAUUGACGCGAUCAUCUUCUGCAAAUUCAUUUAAUCUAUCAGCCAAUCCGUCCUCUUCUGGCGCAAAGAAUUUAACCGUAACGAAACAGUAUGGAUUUAGUAUGACGCCUUACGGUACAGAUGAUAAUGUAAAACCCGAUUCAAGAUUGAGAACCGGUUCACUAAAUUCUUUUUCUGAAUUCUUUUCUAGGUAA